AUGCCUAAAUCUAGACGCUCCAAAUUAGUCACUUUAUCACAAACCGACAAAAAGGGAAAAGAAUCAAAGUUGAAACUCUUCGAUGAGAUUAGAUCUGCUCUUGACAACUAUUCCAAUGUUUGGAUAUUACAAAUGAAAGAUAUCAGGACUCCAGUUCUACAAGACAUAAGAUCCGACUGGACUGGCUCCAAAUUGAUUUUAGGUAAACGGAAAGUUAUUCAAAAAGCAUUCGGUGAAACCCCUGAAGAGGAAUAUUUAUCUGAUUUGGCCAAAUUAACCAAAAUCUUGUCCAAGACUGACGACUUAAUACCAGGUAUUCUCUUCACUAAUGAGGAUGAUUCAACUGUGCAAAGUUACUUUGAUGCAUACAAGAGACAAGAUUACACUAGAGUUAAAAAUAAAUCUCCCAUAACUUUUGAAAUUCCUGCAGGCAUAGUUUAUUCUAGAGGUGGACAAAUUCCUCAAGAGGAAGAUGUGCCCAUGUCACAUUCAUUGGAAGAGACAUUGAGAAAUAAAUACAAGAUGCCCACAAAGAUCAAGAGUGGGAAAAUCGUUUUGGAAACUCCAUACUUGGUGUGUAAUGAGGGUGAUGUAUUGGAUGUUAGACAGGCUUUAAUUUUAAAGCAGUUUGGUGUUGCCGCUAGUGAGUUUAAAGUCCCUUUGGUGGGUCACUAUGAUAAAGAGUCAGCAAAGACUGAAAAGUUUGACAUUUGA
This is a messenger RNA of Lodderomyces margitis, 714 nucleotides long. It is a transcript of the gene MRT4, whose product is annotated as Mrt4p. The record is from RefSeq and is a predicted model, not a curated record. The transcript has a single exon. Lineage: Eukaryota; Fungi; Ascomycota; Pichiomycetes; Serinales; Debaryomycetaceae. Gene Ontology annotation, cellular component: preribosome, large subunit precursor; nucleolus. Gene Ontology annotation, biological process: rRNA processing; ribosomal large subunit biogenesis; ribosomal large subunit assembly. Bases 1 to 714 code for a protein of 237 amino acids. Gene Ontology annotation, molecular function: RNA binding.